CCCGAAAAACUUUUUAUUUGAUGUGACAAAUGCUUUUGCAUUCAUCGCUGUCAACAAACACCAACUGUCAAAUUGUGGCGGCAUUGCAUUUGUGCAUCGCCGAUGCGCAUUCAGUUAGAAUAGAGAUCAAGAGAUCGCCGAGAUGCGACGAAGUUGUGCUCCGUCGAUGAAACGGACCAGUGACUCCGGCACUGAAUUGCAUCCGGUCAAGAAAACAGCGAAUGGCGUUGAGAAGACACCUGCUGUGGGAUUCCAUCCUGAUCGAUCCACAACUACAACAGCAGGCCAUGGCAGCAACGAGAGUGCUGCUUUGAAACCGAAAAACUCAGAUGGAAGUGAAUCCAAAACCAUCUUUAACGUUGUUUGGGGUAAAAUAAGUACCCGGAAGCACAAAACAUGGGAAGGAGACGGUACGCUCGAAGUGUUCGGCAGGAGUGCCGUGCUGAAGGAUGAAGCUGGUAGGAUAAUAACGACGGCUAGCGGACUAAAGAUAGAUGAGGUGACGGAGGGAAUCCAGCUGGUUGUAGGAUCGAAGGAAGUGGAAGUUUUGGAGAAAAGAAGGGAAUCCCAAACCUCGUUGAACUGCGGCACAAGUGCAUCGACAGCUGCAGCCAGUUCAAAGCGCUGUACGUCGGUAGUGCCAACCAGAAAAAACUUUAAACCACCAGAGCAGAAAGUGCACGAUGUACAGCAAGAGCCGAAACCAUCGAAAGUGAAUGAGAUUCUACCUACGCUGGAUACUAGCUUCUCGGUUGUACCUUCCACCAGAGCUAAUACCAGCUUUAAAUCGGUCUCUUCGAUUACGGAUGAGACAACAGCGGAGCAGACGACGGUGGAACCGUUGAUCAUGAAGAAACCGUCCUUCGAACAUCAAUUCCAGCACAAUGUGGACAAUGCGCCCGUGUCGGAAGUGCACGUACCCCUAUGCCUUACCCGCCAUCUGCGGCCACACCAGCGCGAGGGUGUUGCCUUUCUCUACGAAUGUGUAACCGGAAUGAGGAUGCUCGAACCGGCUGGUUGUGGCGCAAUUUUGGCCGACGAAAUGGGUCUCGGCAAAACGCUCCAGUGUAUCGCCCUGAUGUACACGUUGCUUAAAAGUGGUCCAUACGGAAAACCGCUCGCCAAGCGCAUACUGAUCGUUACGCCGAGCAGUUUGGUUGACAACUGGGAUCGUGAGAUCACCAAAUGGCUACGAAAUGAACGUAUCUUCACCUUCAUCGUUGGACCCAACAAUAAGCUCAAGCGGUACGCGCAAUCGCCACACAUACCGCUACUGAUCAUAUCGUACGAGAUGCUGUCGAAGCAGAUCGGCGAACUGGACACGGUGCGUUUCGAUCUGAUGGUUUGUGACGAGGGCCAUCGGCUGAAGAACAGUAACGUGAAAGCAUUCGGUACGCUGAAUCGAUUAGCCUGCAAGCGGCGCGUGCUGCUAACCGGCACACCGAUACAAAACGAUCUGCAAGAGUUCUUUUCACUGAUUAACUUUGUCAAUCCCGGGAUCAUUGGAUCGUAUCAAGAUUUUAAAGCGCGCUACGAAACUCCCAUCCUUGUCUCACAACGGCCCGGCGUACUGCCCCAAUCGAUCGAGCUCGGUAUCGAACGGCUGAACGAGCUGAACGCCAUAACGGAUCGUUUCAUGCUGCGCAGAACGCAGGAAGUGAUCAAUCGAUAUCUACCGGACAAACACGAGGUAGUAGUGUUGUGUCAACCGUCCGAGCUGCAAACCAGCCUGACUCGCACAGCACUAACGUUUUACGAGAGUGAAAAAAGUUCCUCCAACGCAAUUUCCCCGCUUCAGUUGAUAACGAUUCUGAAGAAAAUCUGUAACCAUCCGUCGCUCGUGUCGGUACAGGGCAAGGGUGAUCCGGAAUCGUUGGUGCACGUCCUGUCGGACCAGUUACCUCCCUGGCAGCGGAUGGGACCAAGCGAUUCAGCAAAGCUGGCCAUUGUGGAGGCUCUACUGGAGGCAAUGUGUGCCGUGCAGGAAAAAGUUGUGAUCGUAUCGUACUACGGCAAGACGUUGGACAUGAUUGGCGGGUUGUGUGAGCAUUACAAUUAUAAAUACUGCCGCCUCGAUGGCUCCACGGCAGGUCCCGAUCGGUGCAAGAUCGUAGCGGCAUUUAACAAUUCCGCUUCCGACUGUUUCAUUUUGCUGCUCAGUGCUAAAGCCGGUGGUGCCGGGUUGAAUCUGAUCGGCGCAUCUCGGUUGGUGUUGUACGAUAACGACUGGAAUCCGGCCAACGAUCUGCAAGCCAUGUCCCGCGUUUGGCGCGACGGGCAACGCAAACCGGUGUACAUCUAUCGGUUGCUAACCGCCUACUCGAUCGAGGAGCGUAUUUUUCAACGACAAAUUUCCAAAACUUCCCUCAGCGGGUCCGUGGUGGACCAGAGACAAAAUCUAAGCAAUCUAAAGCUGUCGGAAGACGAACUGAGGGACCUGUUUUCCAUUAUUGACCCUAACACCGCAGACGAUUGUUUGACGCACAGUUUGCUCGAGUGUGCCUGUGCCGGUAUCGGUAACGCUCCAGAUAGGGAAGAAAUGUCUGGCGAUUCGUUCGAGGACUUAACCACCGAAAGCCGCUUUCAAUUAAGGCCAACCGGUGCAAAGCGCAGCAAAGUGAGUAAAAAGAAGUUUGCACUCAAGAUGCAAGAACUAAUGCGCUGGGAACAUCACCGAUCGCCCGUAUCCGAGCGUGUCCUAGAGCAGCUCGGUUUGGUCCGUUGUGCCGAUGAGAUAAUAUUCCUGUUUCGAAACAUUGUAUCGGCGACAAAGUAAAUGGCACUACAAUCGUACUCAUA
Messenger RNA from Anopheles stephensi (Asian malaria mosquito), 2799 nucleotides. Its product is annotated as DNA repair and recombination protein RAD54B-like. Gene Ontology annotation, cellular component: nucleus. The transcript has a single exon. Gene Ontology annotation, biological process: double-strand break repair via homologous recombination; reciprocal meiotic recombination. The coding region runs from base 143 to 2776 and encodes 877 amino acids. The record is from RefSeq and is a predicted model, not a curated record. Lineage: Eukaryota; Metazoa; Arthropoda; Insecta; Diptera; Culicidae. Gene Ontology annotation, molecular function: DNA translocase activity; ATP-dependent chromatin remodeler activity; ATP binding.